This is a messenger RNA of Ooceraea biroi (clonal raider ant), 1509 nucleotides long. RefSeq names its product dynein heavy chain 12, axonemal-like. Gene Ontology annotation, biological process: microtubule-based movement. NCBI's taxonomy places the organism in Eukaryota, Metazoa, Arthropoda, Insecta, Hymenoptera, Formicidae. The record is from RefSeq and is a predicted model, not a curated record. Gene Ontology annotation, cellular component: dynein complex. Gene Ontology annotation, molecular function: dynein intermediate chain binding; dynein light intermediate chain binding.
AUGAGUCAUUCUUUCGCCGCGGAAUCCGCUUGCUGCCCGAAAGAUGGGAAAAAGUCAUCGCUAACGAUGGACAAUAUUUUGAUUGAUCUGGAAUUAAGAUACGAGUACUUUGACCUAUUUGUGAGUCCGCGACUAGAGAAGUUACAUGGCGCUUUCCACGAUCUCAUAAACGAAAUAGCUAAUAUUGCUCAAUACUUGCCGCCGUUACAAUCAUGGAUGCGAGUCAAAAAAAGACGAAGAGAAGAUAUGGCAGAUGUCAAUGUAGCUACGAACGAUAGAGUUAUGUUUACCUCACUGCCCAACUGGUAUAUGGACGAUGUGCAUCAACGUCUAAAUGUCAUUCUAAGGGAAUCCUUUCAGCCUUUGAAUGAUUACGUGCAAGAAUUGCGAUUACGAUUUGACAGUAUUAUACGUAAAGCACAAGAGGCUCACUAUGAUGCGAUGAUUGUCGCAAUGCAUGCCGAGAAGAAACAUUCUUUUGAGGGGUAUAUCGCAAAAGUUGAAGAUUACAAUCAAUCAAUACAAGCAAUAAACGGAAUGCCUGAUAAUGAGUACCUAAUGAUGACAAGGUUAUAUCAAAGCAUUGCAAAACGCGAUCUUGUUAUUCAUGCAAAUGAGCUACGGAAAUUCAUCAUUGAUGAAUUUGUCAAACAUCAUUGGAAUUACAAUCUCGAAAUAUGUGCUAUUUUUGAAACGAUAAAAGAUCGCGUGUUGAAUGUUCCACAGACCACAAGAGAAUUAUUAGAAUUAGGUCAAUAUAUGAUAAGAGCGACAUCAACUUUGAUGGUUGAGCAACAGGAUAAAAUAACUCUUUCUCUUCGUAUGAUGAGUUCAUUGAUUGAGAUGACUACUCUUAAUAAGCAUCAUGUUCAGUUAAACAAUACUACUGUUCAGUGGCUUAAACGUAUCAGACCUAUUUAUGAACGUUGUGCGGCGAUGUAUGAGCAAAUGAAGUUUGAGCUGGAAGAAAAUCUUCAAGAAGAAGUUGUCAUUUUAAACACACACGUUGAAGAUAUGUUUCCCAGGUUAAUUAUAAUGGAUGACAUGAACGAUGUUAAGCGUAUAAAAGAAUAUAUUGAAGACAUACGAAAUUUGGUAUAUCAAUUAGAACGCAUGGAAAAAAAAGCUGAAUGGAUAAACGCUGAAGAGACAUUAUUUCAAUUCCCGCUAUCACUGUAUCCUCGCAUCAAAGAAUUGAAAGAAAAUAUAUUACCAUUUUAUGCCUUAGUUUAUCGAGGUUAUCAGUGGCAAAGAGAUCGCGAUGUUUGGCUGGAUGGACCUUUCGAAUAUCUUGAUGUGCAACUUAUUGAAAACAAACUUAAUCAAUACUUAACAGACUUCACCAAAACCAAUAAACAAUACAAGACAAGAAUUAAGUUACAAAUGGCAAUCAAUUAUCCAUACAGUUUUGCAGGGUUCGUAGAUGAUCCUGAUCCCUUCCAGCAACCGGCACCUUUAAAAUUAUGUUACCAAUUAACAGAAGACGUAAAAUGGUUUAAGGUACUUUAG